Messenger RNA from Pangasianodon hypophthalmus (striped catfish), 1188 nucleotides. Its product is annotated as SLC35A4 upstream open reading frame protein. The transcript is spliced from 3 exons. Bases 69 to 377 code for a protein of 102 amino acids. The record is from RefSeq and is a predicted model, not a curated record. Lineage: Eukaryota; Metazoa; Chordata; Actinopteri; Siluriformes; Pangasiidae.
GAAUGGCAACUGAAAUGCGUUUUUUUUCGCGCAGAUCUGGCAACCCUGACUAGCUCGCUCGUGCGAACAUGGCGGACGACAAGGACCCUUUCAGGCAGCUGAAGGAUCUCACUUUGCUUAAAAGCCAGCUGGAGGACAUUCGGCGGCAAGUGGAGAGCGAGGUGCAGGAUGGAGUUCCACAGAGUGGGAGUGUUCUGAGCUCUCCCUUCCUCAAGGGCUUCCUGGCUGGAUAUGUCGUAGCGAAGCUGCGCUCGUCAGCCAUCAUGGGCGUGCUGGUGGGAACUUGCACAGGCAUCUACGCUGCACAGAACUAUAACAUACCCAACAUCGAGCAGACCAUCAAGGGCUAUUUCAACUCUUUAAGGAAAAGCAAAUAGAGUCACGGACGCUGUUCGAGAAGAAUCGUCAACCUCAAAAGUCUUUCCAGGAAGUACUGCAUCCCACACAAGUCACACAGUUUUAGAGCAACUGGCAACUCUAAAGGAUGUAUGCAGACCUUUAAUGAGACAUUACCUGGUUGCCAGUAUGAAACAAACACACACUUGAAGCUCAGGGCUGAGUUUUCCUAAAGAGAUGUAACACAAUAAUUGUCAGUGUAGAGCACGCACUGAUAUAUAAGACGGUGAGCUAAAGAUUAUGGGACCUGUCUAAAAGAGAGGUUUUUUUUUUUUUCCUCCAAGAUUUUCUAACAUUCCAGUCAGCCUCUGUUGAAAUUUGUAGAAAACUGCAGGCUGGUUGAAUUAUUCACAGCAUCUACUGUGUCACCAGGGUCUAAUUACAGCACAGUCGGCACUGAUUUGAGCCUCUCAGUGUAGCCGAUGGGGUGAUGACCAGGCAUGUGAGUGCUGUGCACAAGCGUUACUGCCUUUCUGAUGCUGGAAGCACAUUUGCACAUUACUCCUGCUGGUUUGAUAUGUUGUAUUUAAUGAGGGAUAAUGAAACAAUGUUUUGUAUACCAAAAAUGUCAUCAGGGUUCGAACCAGUUGACUGCCAUGCAGUUGCUUUAAAAUUGCUGAUAAACGUAUAAAUGUUCAUCCAGUGCUAAAAUAGUGUUAUGAUUCUAAGUGCCAUUGUCUUUCAUCUCUUAUUUCCAGACCAAACGUGAGAACUCAUUUUUAAUGUUCUGCCCAGUUGUAAAGGUAUUGUUCUGUAUGCCACCUUGUUUUAAAAAGCUUUUCUAGCAUGUCA